Molecule: messenger RNA, 252 nt
Organism: Dromiciops gliroides (monito del monte)
Lineage: Eukaryota; Metazoa; Chordata; Mammalia; Microbiotheria; Microbiotheriidae
Product: cytochrome c oxidase subunit 7A1, mitochondrial-like
Exons: 4
Coding region: 1-252 (83 amino acids)
Biological process (GO): regulation of oxidative phosphorylation; mitochondrial electron transport, cytochrome c to oxygen; mitochondrial respirasome assembly
Source: RefSeq, a predicted model, not a curated record
AUGAGGGGCUUGUUGGUACGCCAUUCCAGAGCUCUCUUCCGAUCCUUCAGCUCCAGUGCCAGAAAUCACUUUGAGAACAGAGUAGCGGAGAAACAGAAACUCUUUCAGGAAAACAAUGACCUCCCAGUCUACCUGAAGGGUGGGUCCAAAGAUAGAUUCCUAUAUAGCAUAACCAUGGCGCUAUCUGUGGGAGGGACUGGUUAUUGUAUCUUUUUCUUCGGCUGGGCCUCCUUUCCCCAUAAGAAUAAUUAG